GACUUGGGUACGUGUAUCACAACGGCAAGAGUGCCAGCGCCCACAAAGACCCAUUGGAUCUGUCAGCUCCUCUCUUUGACCAAGCAGACACAGUAGCUAACCAGCAAAGCAGAGUAAGCCAAGUGCCUCUGCAUGAGAUCAUCAGCUGAUUAACACACAAGAAAAAAUAACUAAUUUAGACCACAGUUCUAGCUUUUCUUGAGAAACUGGAAUUUGAAGGAGCUAUUCUGAGAUCUGUGCUCCUAGCAAGUGACUGAUAACAUUAUAGACUGGAUUGUUUGCUGAGUUGAGAGACUGAGUUGUAACUGAGUGAAAAAUAGACAACGAAAUCUUGAAGAAUUGCACGUAAGUGCAAGCCAGAUUUAACUCUUUCUCUAAGUAGUAUUGGUUGGACUGAGAAAUUGCUAAACCAAACCUGUGAUAGGACUGGUUAUUUGGGUAUCUCUCUUUGUCAUUGUUGUCUCUUACUGUUACAUUGCUUUCUGUGUUAUCGCUGGAGGCCCAGAUGUUCUCAGAUAAUUCACAUUGUCCUGACUGUGGACAACAAUGGUUUCCUAGUUUAGAACUAGGCCACUGGUUGUACCAAACUGAACUUAUUGAAAAUGAAUGUUACCAAGUAUUUUUAGAUCGUAUUAACAGAGCUGAUUAUUGCCCUGAGUGUUAUCCUGAUAAUCCUGCUAAUAGAAGCCUUGUCCUUCCUUGGUCUUUCCCACUUGAAUGGGCUCCCCAAAAUCUUACCAGGUGGACCUUUGAAAAAGCUUGCCACCCGUUUCUCCUGGGUCCUCCGCUGGUUAGAAAAAGGAUACAUGACUCUAGACUAGCUGGUUUUAACCCCGCAUUACAAUUAAUCUUGGCCAGAACAGACACAACCUUAAACAAAAAACUUGGCCAAAGCAAAUAACUUCUUAGAGAGUCACAAUCAUGGAGACUCUAGAGAGUUUUGUGCUAGUAACCCACGGAAGAUGGAAACAUGACGCCUUCUAAAUCUGAUUCAGACUGUCACUACUUCGGGGAACUGCUUCAAUUGUUGGGUCUGCUUCCAUGGUUGACACCUAUUCUGUUCGGCAUGCAUUUAGUCAGUAUUCCAGCCAGGCUGUUCAUCUGGAACCAGAGUAUUUCAUGUUCCCUAUGUUUUGGAAUUAGCUUACCCCUCCUAAAAAGCUCCAUAGCCUAAUUACUGACAUAGGACAAGGUAGUCCUGGAGGAGCCCCAUACUGUGUAUACCAUGCUGAUAUUUCUAGUGAUAACUUCUGUGGGAAAGCAUCUUCAUUGUAGCUGGCUUCUAGAUCAGCGGUCGCCUCACUGGUGGUCCGUGAGGGCCGAAAGGUUGGCAACCGCUGUUCUAGAUUAUUUCAGUAAAAGAACUAGACAUUUUAAUAAGAAAUUACAUUGUUCUAAAUUCCACCUCUUCUGAUUUUAUAUAUAAUUUAUUCAUAUAUAAUCAUUUAUUCAUAAUUGGCUCUAUUUGGCCUUAGUGUGGCUUUGAUAUUAUAGAUAACUGCUCACCGCCAGAGAAAUCACAUUCUAUUGGGUAACACCUACAUAGAUUAUACAAAAACAUGCAGAAAUGCCACUGUCUAUACUUACUUGGCUCUACAUAAACAAAGACUGUCCUGUCUUUGUGGUGACUGAACUUAGACUGUCCUAGCAGGAAAUGGGAAAGUGCCUGUGUAUGAGAUAGGCUGCAAAAGGAGGUAUCCAGCUUGACUCCAUAAUAGUAUGAGCAGUCUAAGGGAAGCAUCUUUUUUUUUUUUUUUAAUAUAUUUUUAUUGAUUUCAAAGAGGAAGGGAGAGAGAUAGAAACAUCAGUGAUGAGAGAGGAUCAUUGAUUGGCUGCCUUCUGCAUGCCCCACACCGGGGAUCAAGCCCACAACCCAGGCAUGUGCCCUUGACCAGGAAUUGAACCUGGGACCUUUCAGUCCACAGGCCGAUGCUCUAUCCACUGAGCCAAGCCAGCUAGGGCUAAGGGAAGCAUCUUAAAACCAAGACGGUCUUGCUGGGUGUUAGCCACAUUCUGGCCUUCACUUGUUCAUGAGAAAUUUAGAAAAAGCUCUGUUGGAACAUCUCAGAGGCCAUGGGAUAAGUUUAAAAUUCCACUUAAGAUGCUAGAUAAUCCAGAGCUUGUGUAUCAACUCAACAAUGUUCUCAGAGUCCCGGGUCCUUUCUGUUUUUUCCCUCUGGGAUCCUUAUCGCAUUAGCUUUUGUCUUCUUAGUGUCCUCAGUGAUGACAGUGUGGCUUGUUGCUGCUCUAGGCAUUUCAGUCCCAUCUGGAAACAGGGAGCGAAAGCUUUCUCCUUUGCCGACUCUGUCUUAUUUGGAAAGGAAAUCUUUCCCAAAAGUCCCUCACCAAUUUCUCCUUACAUCUCAUUAGAAGGUACUGGUUCAAACAGGAGCCUGGGAAGCCAGGCAAAGGAGAAUGGGGCUGGCAGUGCCUGGGCAGGGCACCUGGUCUCCCAUAAUAAAAUGAGGGCUCUUUUAAAGGAAGAAGCGGGGAAUGAAAGGCUGUUUUUAUGCAAGAACUCACGCCUGCCACAUGUUGUGAAACCUGAGUUGUUUGUUAGUCUGUAUAAAGAAUGUACCCCAGAGACCUACCCUGUAUCUGCCUUGUGUCUAUCUUGGUGGAAGUUCUCUCCUGUUAUAUUGCUGAAUAAACUGUGUGGACUGCUAAA
This is a messenger RNA of Eptesicus fuscus (big brown bat), 2668 nucleotides long. Its product is annotated as torsin-1A-interacting protein 2. The transcript has a single exon. NCBI's taxonomy places the organism in Eukaryota, Metazoa, Chordata, Mammalia, Chiroptera, Vespertilionidae. The coding region runs from base 506 to 901 and encodes 131 amino acids. The record is from RefSeq and is a predicted model, not a curated record.